AAACCGGUGCUGCCUUUUCUGAUUUGAAAUCUUGCCUAUAUCGAGAACGAGAUGUCUGCCAAUGAGAAUGCUGCCCGUCUCAACAGGUUCAAGAAUAAGGGAAAGGAUUCUAAUGAAAUGAGGAGGCGGCGGGUGGAAGUCAACGUGGAGCUGAGAAAAGCCAAAAAAGACGAUCAGAUGCUUAAAAGAAGAAAUGUUAGCACUUUUCCUGAUGAUGCCACAUCCCCUCUACAGGAGAACAACCGGAACAAUCAAGCCACUGUCCACUGGUCUGUUGAAGAAAUAGUUAAAGGCAUCAACAGCAAUAAUGUGGAAUGCCAGCUGCAGGCAACACAGGCUGCCAGGAAGCUCCUAUCCCGAGAAAAGCAGCCUCCUAUAGACCAGAUAAUCAGAGCUGGCUUGAUCUCAAAGCUUGUGACCUUCUUGGGAAGAGUCGAUUGCAGCCCUAUUCAGUUUGAAUCUGCUUGGGCCUUGACCAACAUUGCCUCUGGCACAUCAGAGCAGACUAAAGCUGUCGUAGAUGGUGGAGCAAUACCUGCCUUUAUUUCCUUGCUGGCUUCCCCCCAUAUGCACAUCAGUGAGCAAGCUGUAUGGGCUUUAGGAAAUAUUGCAGGUGAUGGUUCUGCCUACAGAGACCUGGUCAUUAAAUAUGGUGCACUCGAACCGCUUUUGGCUCUGCUUGCUGUUCCCGAUCUCUCUUCUAUCGCUCUUGGCUUCCUGCGCAACGUAACCUGGACUCUGUCAAACCUCUGCCGUAACAAGAACCCCGCACCGCCCAUAGAAGCUAUUGAACAGAUCCUUCCUACUUUGGUUCGCUUGCUGCACCACCAUGACCAUGAAGUCUUGGCAGAUACGUGCUGGGCUAUUUCUUACUUGACUGAUGGCUCGAAUGACAGGAUUGAAGUGGUGGUGAAAACAGGGCUCGUGCCGCAGCUGGUGAAGCUCUUGGGAUGUGGAGAAAUUCCCAUAAUGACGCCUUCAUUAAGAGCCAUAGGAAACAUUGUCACAGGCACUGAUGAACAGACGCAGAUUGUAAUAGAUUCAGGAGCACUCGCUGUCUUCCCCAGCCUGCUUACUCACCACAAAAACAACAUCCAGAAAGAAGCGGCAUGGACCAUGUCUAACAUCACUGCCGGCCGGCAGGACCAGAUCCAGAAAGUUGUGGACCACGGGCUUGUCCAAUAUCUUGUUGGCAUAUUGACAAAGGGAGACUUCAAAUCUCAAAAAGAAGCGGUGUGGGCUGUGACCAACUUCACAAGUGGUGGAACAAUUGGCCAGAUCAUAUACCUUGUUCAGGCUGGUGUGGUGGAACCACUGUUGAACCUGUUGGUGGUUAAGGAUAGCAAAACCAUCCUAGUGAUCCUGGAUGCCAUUAAUAAUAUAUUUGCGGCAGCUGAGAAGAUAGGCGAGACCGAAAAGCUUUGCCUCAUGGUUGAAGAGUAUGGUGGCUUGGAUAAGAUUGAAGCUCUGCAGUCCCAUGAAAAUGAGCAGGUGUACAAGUCUGCGGCAAACCUGAUUGAAAAGUAUUUCUCGGCAGAGGAAGGAGAAGAUGAGAGUGUCGUCCCGGAAUCCAGCACUGAUGCAUACAAUUUCCAGAUUCAGGACACUUCCAAUGCGUUCAACUUCUAGCUGUUCUGUGUGACACAGCAUCCAACCUCUCUAAUCUGUCUUGUCUGUCUCCUUCAUCUUGUUUUUACUGCCUUUCUUUUUUUUUCUACGUGAAAUGUGAAGUAGCACUUCGUUACAACUGAAAUGUACUUGAACAGUUCAUGGCAGAGUGUUUAUGCUUUGUGAACUGGACAACUGUCUUCCUCUACCUGUUUUUUAUGUAUAAUUGUAAAUUCUUUAGUUC
Molecule: messenger RNA, 1852 nt
Organism: Lacerta agilis (Sand lizard)
Lineage: Eukaryota; Metazoa; Chordata; Lepidosauria; Squamata; Lacertidae
Gene: KPNA2
Product: karyopherin subunit alpha 2
Exons: 11
Coding region: 52-1629 (525 amino acids)
Biological process (GO): NLS-bearing protein import into nucleus
Cellular component (GO): nucleus; cytoplasm
Molecular function (GO): nuclear import signal receptor activity; protein binding
Source: RefSeq, a predicted model, not a curated record